Molecule: messenger RNA, 3830 nt
Organism: Conger conger (European conger)
Lineage: Eukaryota; Metazoa; Chordata; Actinopteri; Anguilliformes; Congridae
Gene: adipor2
Product: adiponectin receptor 2
Exons: 8
Coding region: 303-1388 (361 amino acids)
Biological process (GO): adiponectin-activated signaling pathway
Cellular component (GO): plasma membrane
Molecular function (GO): signaling receptor activity
Source: RefSeq, a predicted model, not a curated record
UGUCAAGUCAAGUCAGUUUGCAGGAGCGCGAUGAUACAGCCCCGAGACUCGAAGAUCUCGCCUCAGCGCUAACAGCUCUUUGGCUCUACGUCACAUUUAAAGGACAAUAUUUUCCUGCCACACGUUAAGGCAGGGCAGCCAGUGUGCGUAGUCGGCCCCCGGGUGCAGUGGCGUGGGACCAGGGCUCCCAGCAGAACAGUGCAGUGUCGGCCGCGUCUCCCCCAGGAGGCAAGCUGGAGGGCGGGGCGCUGGAGGGGGCCGAGGGCCCGGCCUUCGUCCUGAGGCACAGGGGCUGCGACGGCAUGUCGCCCGCGGGGUGCAACGGGGCCCAGCCCGAGCCCCCCAAACACAACGGGGAAAUCCCAGAGCUCAUGGAGCAGAGGGGUUCGGAGGAGAAGGAGAAGGAGAAGGAGCGGGAGGAAGAGGAGGAGAAGAGCUCGGACGAAGGCUUCAUGGGCAUGACGCCGCUCCUUCAGGCCCACCACGCCAUGGAGAGGAUGGAGGAGUUUGUGCACAAGAUGUGGGAGGGCCGAUGGCGGGUGAUACCGCACGACGUCUUGCCCGAUUGGCUGAAGGACAACGACUAUCUGUUGCACGGCCACCGGCCGCCCAUGCCCUCCUUCCGGGCGUGCUUCAAGAGCAUCUUCAGAAUCCACACGGAGACGGGGAACAUCUGGACACAUCUGCUGGGCUGCCUGUUCUUCCUCUGUCUGGGGAUAGUCUACAUGUUCCGGCCCAACAUGUCGUUCGUGGCUCCGUUCCAGGAGAAGAUUGUGAUCGGCAUGUUCUUCCUGGGAGCCAUCCUCUGCCUGUCCUUCUCCUGGCUGUUCCACACGGUGUACUGCCACUCUGAGGGCGUGUCCCGCGUCUUCUCCAAGUUGGACUACUCUGGCAUUGCGUUCCUGAUCAUGGGCAGCUUCGUGCCCUGGCUGUACUACUCGUUCUACUGCUCGCCCCAGCCCUGCUUCAUCUACCUGUUCGUGGUGUGCAUCCUGGGCAUCUCCGCCAUCAUCGUCUCACAGUGCGACUUCUUCGCCACGCCGCAGUACCGCGGAGUCAGGGCAGGUGUGUUUGUGGGAUUGGGCCUGAGUGGGGUGGUCCCCACGCUGCACUUUGUCAUCACUGAGGGCUUCUUACGGGCCACCACCAUGGGCCAGAUGGGCUGGCUCUUCCUCAUGGCCACACUCUACAUCACCGGAGCCUGUCUGUACGCCGCCCGCAUCCCCGAGAGGUUCUUCCCUGGGAAGUGUGACAUUUGGUUCCACUCUCAUCAGCUGUUCCACAUCCUGGUGGUGGCGGGGGCCUUCGUGCACUUCCACGGCGUGUCCAACCUGCAGGAGUUCCGCUACACAGCCGGGGCGGGCUGCACGGAGGAGGGCGCCCUGUGAGCGCGCGUGGCCGUGGUACCGACACGUGCCACCAGGGGGAGCCAGCGAGCCGCACGCAAAACGCGUCUUUUUAAUCCACACGGAUGGACACCGAGGUUAAAGGACGAGGUUUCUUUUCUUUGGGAAAACUACCUAAGUCUUUUCUUUGUAAUAAACUGCACCAAUGGGAGAAAUUAAGAUUCGGAAAAAAAGAACAUAUUUGUAGAUACUAAUAAAUUAUAUAGUCGCAAAGCCAAUCUGUCAAUAUUCUUAAAAAUACAGAGACACACAAAAUGUAGGCUUUAUUGAGAAGAGGGUCUAAAAUGAAUUCAAACGACAAAAACAAUUUGUGUGUGAAGAGCUUCUUUCUCUCUUCCAUAAGUGCGGGGGGUGCUUUUAAACAGAUUUUUCAUGUAAAUAAGAUUUCUAACUUUGGGUUAUAUAGAUUUGUAUUAUAUAUAUAAAAGUAAACAAAAUCAACCAAAAAAAUGUUUAAGCUAUAAGAAGAAAAUGUCAAAUUAAGAUGAAUUAAAAGAUUCUAAGAAGAAAAUAAGCGUUUAAAAGGUGAACACAAAUGCGAAACAAGUCAUUUUUUUUUUUUAGGAGGGAAGUGUUUGCUGAAAACGCCACGCGCACUGUCGAAGUUUACUUGCACAAUGAGGUCAGACUUCUGACAGGGUAGGAGGCGGGGGACAAAGAACUGUCAGGGUUAACGGUGGCCUGCGAUUGGUCCGUCGAGUCCCGGACGAGACAGCACAGUCCCGCCCCCCGGGUCAGCUGUAGUUGGGGGAAGGAGAGCCGGGCCACUGGUGGUAAAAUUGGGACGCCUUGUUUUAGCAGCAGUUCUGUUAAGUACAUUAUGAUGUGUACGGGGUGGGGCCGCUUCAGGGCCGGUUCUCUUUGUGAAGCAGGGUGUUAUUAACGAGAGAGCUCUCUUAUUGCCCUUUCCGCUCUACUCUUUCAGUGGACUCUAUUUAUAGUGUGAUGGGCUUUCUCUAGCUGUUCUCCUCUUCUGUUUCCUCCCUCUGCUGCUCCCCACACUGAUGUGGAGUCAGGCUCUGGCUGAAACGAAAGUAUGGGGUGCACAACAUUUUUUGGGGGUUUUUGUUUGUGGAAUGACGGGUGUGUCUGGGGAGGGAGCUCUGCAGGAAGGUGUGCUGGGACCUCACUCCCCCGUACUGGGCCUCUGUGUUUGGGCUGGGCGGCCCACGCCCCCACAGGCACGCCCGCCGACUUCCAGGAAUUUAGAGCAGCCCCCCCCCCCCCCUCCCUCCGGUUACCGAGCGACCGCCCGGCCCUCUCAGAAUGCGAGCGGAGGCUGAGGCGCUACGGGGAGUGUGGCGCUGUGGAAGUAGAGGCUUUUGGGCCUGGCGUACGGUCCUCCUCUUCCCCUACCCUGCGCUCACUCUCUGAGCGUGCGCACACCAGCCUUUCUGUGUUCCCCAUCUCCAUUCCUCAUCUCCUGCACGCCGAGUCUUACCCACCCCUGCGUCAGCCGCCCGAUAGAGUGCCUGGUGUUGUUGCCAGGCCUGGGGUUCGCUAGGCCGCCUGCUGGGGGGGGGGGGGGGGGGGGGGUCACAGGCUAACGCUAACACGCUGAGCAACGGAGAGCGCGCGGAAUUUAACUCGAUUUAACACCGCGUUCUGUUUCAUCGCUGUCAUAAUUCAUUUCCAGUGUUAAGACGGGAGGGGAGUAACGGCUGUAGUCCACGGUCUAUAGUCUGGUUUCUGGGAGGAGCAGUCGGUGAAAGACGGGCAGGAGGGUUGUUGCACACACAUCCGAGGAGCUCUCUCUGUGCAUGGUCCCGUUUCGUCCAGGUCCGGCUGUAUCCUCCGUCACACGUACACAGAGAAAGUGUGUAUUUCUCAUCCGGUCGACAAGUGCAGGUUGUGACCUUAACUCCAGAUUGUAUGGAGAGGGUUCCAUCUGGUAACAAACUGAGUGUCUCUAAUGAAUUUAUAAGGGUGUUGGUGGUUGGGGGUUUGGGGGGUCAGGCAAUGCAGACAAUUUGUACUUGGGGGUUUCUGAAUCUCAACUACCCUGGGGUUUGUUUCUCCUCCACUUUAAAACUGAAACUGAAAGGGGACAUUUGUGGUUCUAUAAGCUUGAGGGUGAGAAACCCUGUGGAACCCGGGCAGGCCGUCACGGCCUGCAGGGGGCAGUGUUAGCUUCACGUUCUCCUUUCUUUUCUCCCGUUUGUCCUUUACCUGAUUAGGGGUGCUCUGCAUUCUACUUUCCAUCUUCCAAAGUUGAGGCCUUGUUUCAUUGUGAAAAUUUCGAAUAACUGAAGCAUUUAAAGAAAACGAACUGCUGUUUUUUUUAAAUAUAUAUUUUUUUUCUUUUUUGCAGAGUGCGUAACGUUUGUUGUGGAAGCACACGUAUACUUCUGAAAGGGUGUGUGAUUGCGAUAGGAUCUUUAUAUCUGCUGUAUUGUUCUAAUAAAAAAAAGUUUUUUGAAUCAA